Syngnathus acus (greater pipefish) is the source of this 2597-nucleotide messenger RNA. RefSeq lists its product as uncharacterized. The coding region runs from base 165 to 1703 and encodes 512 amino acids. The record is from RefSeq and is a predicted model, not a curated record. Gene Ontology annotation, molecular function: protein binding. NCBI's taxonomy places the organism in Eukaryota, Metazoa, Chordata, Actinopteri, Syngnathiformes, Syngnathidae. The transcript has 13 exons.
AUCCUGCAACACGUUUCCCCGGUCGGUCUCUAUUCCCACAGCGCCGCCCUUGAAUCCGUUUAGCGCUUUUUAUUUUUUGAGUGACAAACCUACGCGCUUUUCUCCCUUCCAAUCUGGGAGAAUAAGUCUGUUAGUCAUACAAGUAGAGGGGGUUUGAGGCUCAAAUGGGGGAGGUAAGGAAGCUGCAGAAGAAACUGAGGCAGAUUGAGAAUCUGGAGAUAAAAAUCAGUCUCAACGCUGAAGAGAGAUUCAAGAUCUCCAGGAAGGAGGAGCUGCGGCACAGAUUGGCAGAGCUUCAGCUACAGCAGCUCUGCGGCCUGCAGCGAGCCCCCGGGAGCCCACAGGGCGACAUGAAAAGAGCGGCAGAGGACGCCCCAGAGGUCCGUUCAUCACAAGCGCCCCCGGCCUCUAAGAUCCUGAGGGGCCCGGAGGAGGCUGGCACGGCGCCGCCUGCCACGCGGAGGGCGCCGAAUGUCACGCUGGGGUCACGCCAAGGCCGAGACGCGCCAGAAGGUGUUGCUUUUUCUUCAGAUGCAGAACUGGAAACGUGUUGGCAGAAGGCAAAGUUCCGCUUGAGAGUGUUGGAGGGUCACAAUGACAUCAUCACCUGCGUGCUGGCUGUUGACAACCUGGUCAUUUCUGGCAGCCGCGAUACGACGGUCAAGGUGUGGCACGUUCCCACGGCAACUGAGCACAAGAACCUGGGGGGUCACACCGCCGGGGUCACCUGCCUGUCUGCCCCUCCCGCCGAGUCCUGCACAAAGUUGGCUCGGUUGCUGUCGCUGUCAGAUGACGAGAGGUUCGUUUUGAGUGGCUCGGCGGAUUCCAACGUCAAGAUCUGGACCCUGAGCAUCGGCCAGUGCGUGAAGUCUAUCUACACGUUCAACGCUGUGACGGCGCUCUGCUUUGUGCCCGAGGGCGACGCCUACAUCGUCACUGGAUCAGACGGAGGCAAGGUUCAAGCCUGGCGCUGGUGCUCUUUGGAUAACUGCCAAUCAAUCAAUGCGCACCAACAAGCGGUCACCUCCAUCCAGCGCCAGGGUCCGCUGGUGUUCAGUAGCUCCUCCGAUGGAGGGGUGUCCGUAUGGGAGACGCGCGGUGGCGGCGAGCGAGAGCCCCUGAGUCUGCUGUGUCACUGGAGCGGUCAGGUGACUGGCUGCACGGGCGCCCUGGCCCUCAGCCCCCGGGGGGACAAAGUACUACUCGCAGACGGACGGCCGUGGAUCAAGAUUCUGGACUGGACCACGGGGGCGCUGUCCAGACUGAACAAUCACGGGAGUGUGACCGGGGUGACUGACUGCGUGCACCAGACGGGCGGUCUCCUCAUCGCCUCCCGCUACGAUGCGGCCGACGGCGACAGCGGCCUCAACUUAUUUUCGCUGCCUCGCUGCCGCUACCUGGCCUCCCUGAGAUGGCCGCGAGCCUCCAGAAUGCUUUGCUUCGCCACCUGGACUACGGGGAGCGGUGCCCACCGGUGGGUCAGCGGCGGGCGCGACCUCGUUGUGUGGGAGCAGCUCCCCGUCACCGGGAAGCGAAGGAGCGACAUCACGGUGAAGAGAGACGUCCGUUUAGAAUUGCCGCCGGAGUCCGAGGGUGACACGGAAGACGACGAGACAGACGAACACCUUGAAGAUGACGACGCAGGAAGAGAUGAAGAUGACGCGGAGCCCGCCGGUUCGUGGUUACGUUGUGUCCUCCAGUGAGGAGUCACGGCCGAGAAAGAGGAGCGAGACCAAGGCUGCAUUUACAUUGUGUGGCUCAAGUGGCACAUGUCACCUUUUUUUUGGGUCUGUUCAAAACGUGUUGAUCUCUGGGAUAUCUGCAAAUGGAUUUGCAUCAUCAGUCCUUGAAAAGAAGGCAAAAUGGAGCAUUUCAGUUCCUCUAAUCUCUCACUUGAAUAGGAUUACUGCAGGGCAAACACACAAAUACAACAUGAAAACACUCGCAAUGACCUUCUGUUGGCCGCAGCUCACGCCCAGACGCUCGCUCACAGACAAAACGGCCAACCGGAUUCAACUGCAGCUCAUGAUGUCACUCUCUAGGCCACGCCCCUUCAUGGACAGUAGUCAUUACAUAGAUACGACCUUACCAUGAAACGCAGUUUAUUUCUCAUCAUUUUUUUUAAGCUAUUAUUCUAAAAACCCAUUGACAAAAAAUGGCCGGACAAAUUGAUUGAAUAAUUGGAUUCUUGUCAAUGCCUCGUUUGAAAAAUACCACGUCAGGCAACAUAAUUAUCUUGGCAUUCGGUCGCAAUUUGACAAUUGCGGCCUGCGUGUGUGUUUGUGAGCGAUUGUAUCCUCUGUGAAUAUUAGUUGCAAUAAAUCUGUCACAACCCAAAUUUGCAAAAAAAAUUUAACGCCGACGCCACCCGGCUCCGACGGAAUUUCGGCUUAUCCCAGCGCGGCGUGGGUGUGACCUAUGUAUAUGAAUGUGAAUUCAAUUAUACUUAAAUCUCUCGCCCUCCCGCCCUGGUUUGUUUUCCCUCUAAAGUGUCCGGGCAGUUUUUAUAAUUGAUUUUUUUUCUUUAUUGCUCCUUCUCCUUCCUAUAAAAGGAGCUUCGGAACAGCUUUUUGUAUCAUUUGUUUGCCGCGUCAAAU